This is a messenger RNA of Chlamydomonas reinhardtii, 2438 nucleotides long. RefSeq lists its product as uncharacterized. NCBI's taxonomy places the organism in Eukaryota, Viridiplantae, Chlorophyta, Chlorophyceae, Chlamydomonadales, Chlamydomonadaceae. The record is from RefSeq and is a predicted model, not a curated record. The coding region runs from base 213 to 1367 and encodes 384 amino acids. The transcript is spliced from 4 exons.
GUUAUACUCAUGCAUGUUCAUCACCGUGCGCAACAAGCCUGGGACGCAAUACAACCGAAACCAGCCCGCUGUUAGUUGACCCUUUGACAACGUCUUGCGAAGCGCAUCCUGCUUGCUCUCCUAUGUAUUCGGCGUCACAACAACAAGUGAAAUAGCACACUUUUACUCAUCGUAAUCGCGCCAAGGCGUGCGUGCUCCAGGCUACCGCCUACAUGGCUGUUGCCUGCGCGGUUGCCGUCCGGCCCCUGGUCCAAGUGGCCGUUGCCUCUGCCGUUUCCACCGCCGCCCCUGCCUCCUCGAAGCCUGCCGUCAAGCUCGCCGCCUCCGCCGUGUCCGCCGUCGCGCUCACCACCGUCUCUGUAUCCGCCGGCCUGUUGGCAACCACCGCUGUUGAAGAUCCACGUUUUCAUGCCGCGGACUGCCAGAGCCGUUCUGCUGAUGCGAGUGCGAGCUGUGAGGACCUUCAGCCCUCCACAUCCACAUGCACAUCAGCAGUAGCUGACGCCAACAGGCCCACCCGCCGUGUCAGGCGCAGCGGCUCCAAGGCCCAACGCCGAGGAUCCACCACGCUGACAGCUUCCGUUCCAUCCAUGGCGGCGGCCGUCGUGCUCCCACCCAAGAUCGCCCUGCGGCGGCGCCAUCGGCUGCGCCUUCGGGCGGGACACAGCGCCACUGCUGCUGCCACUGACAAGACCCCUCGGGAGCAGCCGGAUAAGCCCGCUGCAUUGCCGGAGGAUCUGCUCCCGGCCGACGCCACCUCCACCUCCAGCACGGGCAAAAUCUCCUCCGCCGCGGUGUGCUGCGGCCUGCUGGCGCACUGCAGCGCUGCCCAGCUGCACGCCAUCCUGUGCGGGCUAGUGCAAGCCGUGGCAUCCAGCAGCGUCAAGGGCAACAAUCGGAAGCUGCUGCUGGGCUCCAAGCUGCGCAAGCUGCUGGAGGGCGUGGGCGUGGCGCCGGCCAACGGCAAAGCCUACACCGCCGCCGACGUGGCGGCACUCUCCGGCCCCAAGCUGGAGCGGCUGCGGGCCACGCUGAAGUCGCAGCCGGGACUGCUGCUGUGGUUCCUGCUGUUUACCGCGCCCGCUGAGCUGCAGGCGCUGCAGGCGGCGCUGCUGCCGGGCGGCGCGGGCGACAGGAGCUUCGAGGAGUGGCGCGCCGCGAUUGACGCUGUGGCCGGCAGCGGCCACGAGCAGCUGCUGGCGGCGGCGCAGGAAGUGAGGGGCCGCCAGUCGGCGUGCGUUGAGGGCAGUACGGCCGGCAACACCGCCACCACCGCCACCAUCACCACCACCAACAACAACCCCGCCAGUCAUGGUGGCGUCUACACGGCGCUCACGGGCACCGAGGUUACCAGCAAGGUGGGCUAAUCGGUUACCGGACAAUGCGAUUUAAUUAAGGGACAAUUUGUCCGGUAAAGUAGAGUCCGGUAGCUUUCAGGCAUUGUCCGGUAGAGUCGCGCACCAAUGUCCGGUAGGGCAGCGCCAGAUUGUCCGGUAGAUUUCAAGCAUUGUCCGGUAGGUUUCAGGCAUUGUCCGGUAGGUUUCAAGCAAUGUCCGGUAAGGUAGUGCACCAAUGUCCGGUAGGGUAGUGCACGAUUGUCCGGUAGAUUUCAAGCAAUGUCCGGUAGCUUUCAAGCAAUGUCCGGUAAGGUAGCGCACCAAUGUCCGGUAGCCUAGCCAGCAGUACAAGCAGGACGCGUCCCACCGUCUUUUGUGGUGUCUACAGACACCGUUGCAUGUCCUGUCAUUCUAGUCAUUCCCUUGUCAUGUAGCAGCGGCUCCCCUGCCCUUGUUCAACCCUGUUCACAUACCCUUUUUGCUUGCUCCUGGGUCCCUUUGGCUACCUCGUCGCGCUCCUUUGGCCCCAUGCGCCUCCAUGCUUGCGCACAUAUCACCUGCAUACACAGCACCACCAGCGUUGCAACAGGCAUGGUGACAUGCAGCACAUGCACCGAUGCCUAGCGCGCAGACCAAGGUUGACAUGAGGAUAUGGCGGCCGGGGAAUUGUAAGCAGAUAUUUCCAUGCAUAAGCGAUUGAAACUAUUAGGACCCCGUGCGAAAGCGCAGGCAGGGCAAACGCAUGGUUGUUGACCGUGACAGCAAAACACGUAGACGCUUUGAGCUUUGAGCUGAUACAAUGCGAGUUCUCAGUCAGAACGUUACAUUAUCGGGCUGUGAGCCUGUUUGGCCUUGAAUCUUGUGCAGGUCGGCGAUGGUCAGCGAUAAAGGCCUCCACUUUGACCAAGUUUGUAGCACCUCCGCCAACCCCUCAAGCAUGCUCGCAACCUUGUGUCUAACAUAGUUGCUAUGAAAUAGCAUCGUGCAGUAUCAUAGAGGGUUUGUGAACGUGGAACACUGCAUGCCGAUAUCGCUUGCAACGGCGGUGAUAGGCUGUAACAGCUCAGCGAUACAUUUAACAACUUGUAAGUAUUAAAUCUG